AUUAUAAAGAUAGCCGCGAGAUGUCGCAGCUUCAGUCGACCGAGAUGAGUUACAGAGCGCUGCUCGCUGUAGCGCUGUGCGGAGCGGCGUGGGCCGCCAGCGUCCCACACGCCUCCAACAGCCAGUCCUACGAUACGAUAGUCAUCGGGCUGGGGUCAGCCGGGACCACUGCGGCGUCGACCCUGGCGCGCGCCGGCCGCAGGGUGCUGGCGCUGGAGGCGCAGGACCGAGUGGGCGGCAGGGUGCACACCGUGCCGUUCGGGGACGGCGUCGUGGAACUCGGCGCUGAAUGGAUCCACGGCACCAGCCCCAACAGAGUGUACGACGCGGCCGUCCAGAACAACGUGACGCUGCUGCCGCAGGACUUCGAGCUGGCGUUUUACAGAUCAGACGGCGGGGAGCCCAACACUGCGUUGAUGAAAGAACUGUUUAAAUUUUCUUCGCAGUUCUUUCACGGAUCGCCACCCACGCCGCAACCAAUGGGCCAAUAUAUAACACAGAGGAUAUAUGAAUACUUGAAAGAGAGGCACCCGGCAGUGCUUGCAGACCAGGACUUUAUAGAUGAGUUCCUGCGCUUCGUAGACCUGUAUAUAUCCGAAUACGAAGCGCUCACCACUUGGAAUGAUCUCUCCUCAAACUGCAAGUUCCUGAAGGUGGAAGGUCAUCCAUACGUUAGCUGGCACAGGCAUGGAUAUAAGACAUUCUUUGAGGUUUUAUUGAACACAUACAACAACGGGCCAGGGCUGCCGACACUGGACAUAAAAUUGAGCACGGAGGUGACUAGGGUGGCGUGGUCGCGGGCGGCGGACGGCAACGUGACGGUGACCACCGCCGACGGCGCCACCUACACGGCCGACAACGUCAUAGUCACUGUGUCGUUAGGAGUACUGAAGGAGAGACACGAAACUCUGUUCUCGCCGCAGCUGAAUCAAGAAAAAAGAACGGCCAUAGACAAAAUAUCUAUGGGCAACAAGCAUAAAAUAGUCUUCCUCUUCCCACACGCGUGGUGGCCAAAGGGUCAAGAGUUCGACUUCAUUUGGAAUAAAGAGGACAUAAAAAACUUGGCCGACGACGAAAAAUGGCUGAGUGAAAUUGUGGAGAUAAUUACUCCUAUGGGUACAUCAAAUGCGAUUACGAUUCCGAUCUGCGGAGAGCCGGCCAUAUUGGUAGAGUCAUUGCCCGACGACCUGGUCAAACAGAAAUGUCUGCAGCUACUGCGAAGGUUUAUGGGGCGUAAUGUGACUAUUCCAGAACCUAUAGCCUUCGUGAGAUCAAACUGGCACUCGAAUCCGUACACGCGAGGUGGCCUCACAUACGAUAACGUAAUAUCCCCGCAGUACCCCACAGUGAGGGAAGACCUGGGUGCACCCCUCACCGACUCCUCCGGUAGACCAAGGGUCCUUUUCGCUGGGGAGGCGACGAACCCAACCCACUUCUCGACGGUCCACGGCGCUAGUGAGAGCGGUUACAGGGAAGCUAACAGGCUAUUACAGUCACACUAAAGAGAUUAAGGUUGCCGUGUGGUCCCGGCAUAGAAUAGGCCACCCCUUCCUUUCCCCUGAAUGUCGUAAGAGGCGACUAAGGGAACUUAAUGAUCGAGGGAUGAACAACAGUGUCCCUGUUAAAACAUCAGUAAAUAUUAACUGCGGUUGCCAACUCGCCUGCCAAGCGUGGCAACUACUAUCACAACCCCCUUUUGGGGGAAGCUUAUGUACACUAGAUGACUGAUAUAAUGUACUCUUUUUAUUAUAUUUUAUUAAGAAAUAUAGUAUAUUAUAUUCUUCUAGCAGAACUGAACAUUUUUCCUGAAUAAGAAUCGAUGGAAAAUAAAGUGUUGAGAUUGUGAGUUUUUUUUUAUACAACUUAGAAUGGCGAACAAGCUGACGACCCACCCGAUGGAAAGUGGUAACCGUCGCCUAUACACAUGAGCAGUACCAUGGACAUAACAGUACACACACAUACUGUUUCGCCCAUGAUACCCCCAUGCGUUGCCAUUCCCGAGGACUCAGGUGUUAUUCCUCUGUGACCUGUAAAUUCACGUCAUAUCGCACCCUUCAAACCGAAACACAGCCAUGCAAACACAACUGCUGAGAUAGUAAUACAUAUAAUUCCACAGCUGACGCGCCGUGUUUUUUUUACAGUUCUUUGUAUUUUUUUUAUAUCAUUGAUACUUAAAAAUUUGUUUGAUGUAAAAUGUAUAAUUUAGUGGCCCGUUUUGUAUGUUAAAAUGUGUUUUUUUAUGUCUGUUACACUCUCACUGCAGUUCAGAGGCUCUUUACGUUUACAGUCUUUAUUUAGAGUUUGGUCGCCAUUUUAUUUUGUAUAAAAAUGUAUAUAUAACCUUGUAGUCUUUAAUAAUAAUUUAAUCUUGUAAAUAAAUAAAUAAAUAAAAUUAAGAAAU
Molecule: messenger RNA, 2401 nt
Organism: Galleria mellonella (greater wax moth)
Lineage: Eukaryota; Metazoa; Arthropoda; Insecta; Lepidoptera; Pyralidae
Product: possible lysine-specific histone demethylase 1-like
Exons: 9
Coding region: 21-1502 (493 amino acids)
Molecular function (GO): polyamine oxidase activity
Source: RefSeq, a predicted model, not a curated record